Messenger RNA from Branchiostoma belcheri (Belcher's lancelet), 3654 nucleotides. Its product is annotated as GPI ethanolamine phosphate transferase 2-like. The transcript has 12 exons. Gene Ontology annotation, biological process: GPI anchor biosynthetic process. Bases 22 to 2835 code for a protein of 937 amino acids. The record is from RefSeq and is a predicted model, not a curated record. NCBI's taxonomy places the organism in Eukaryota, Metazoa, Chordata, Leptocardii, Amphioxiformes, Branchiostomatidae. Gene Ontology annotation, cellular component: endoplasmic reticulum membrane.
GCCCACCCUCCCACGGUCACCAUGCCCAGAAUCAAAGGUCUCACCACUGGCAGUAUCCCCGGGUUUGUCGACAUUGCCCUGAACCUGGACUCCAAGGCUCUGGUGGAAGACAACGUCAUUACCCAGAUGUACCGGGCGGGGCGACGUAUCGUGUUCUACGGGGACGACACGUGGCUGAAGCUGUUUCCUGAACACUUUGUCCGCCAUGACGGGACCACGUCGUUCUUUGUCACUGACUAUACUGAGGUGGACCAGAAUGUUACGCGUCAUGUCGUCCCUGAGCUGUCACGUCCAGACUGGGACGUGAUGAUCCUCCACUACCUCGGACUGGACCACAUCGGCCACCUCGCAGGGCCGACCAGCUCUCUUAUUGGGCUGAAGCUUCAAGAAAUGGACACAAUGGUGGAGACCAUCCAUAGUACAGUGGUGGAACAGGACAGUGAGAGAGCCCUCCCGACUCUGCUGGUUCUGUGUGGAGACCAUGGCAUGAGUAACGCAGGCAGCCAUGGAGGAGCGUCGGCGCCUGAAACUCUCACCACACUUCUGUUCCUCAGCUCGCUCUUCUCAGAGGGAAAAGGCUCCAGUCAUGUGACUUCCCCAGUGUACCAGACCGGUCUGGCCCCGACCCUUGCCCUGACCUUUGGCGUCCCCGUCCCCCAGAACAGCUUGGGUCAGGUCAUGACCCCUGUGCUGGCAAGGUCAAGUUCACGGGAUCAGCUCCAAGCUGUACAGAUCAACGCAUAUCAGCUGGUGAGGGUGCUACAAGCCAAUGUGCCUGGAUAUAACAGAGAGGCUGGUUACCAGUUGUACCAGCAGGCAGUGAAGAUGCACUCUGGUUGGCUGAAGGCCCUGGUUACUGGGGAAACGGCUGCUAACCUGGAGACCCUGGGACAGAGAGUUACCCAACAGUACCGCCGGGCUAUGGAGAAGAUUGUUGACAGGGUGUCCGCAUCGCUGUCUGAGUACGACAUGCACGCUAUGGCGGUCGGUAUCGCACUGCUGGUACAGGUGUCCUCCAUACUCAUAGCUGCGUCUGGAAAGUUUGUUGCAGAGGUGGUACCGGGAACAGACUCUUGGAUGGUGUACAUUCCCUCCCCUAUCCUUCUCCUGAGUAGUUUCUUCCUGGUCCUCUCUGCACAAGUCAGCGUGUGUACCAGUGCUACAGGCUGGGCCAGUGCUGAGCUGUGCUCAGGAAAAGCUGGAUGGUUUAUGUCCUUUGCAGCGGUUACUUUUACCAGUGUCUGUGUCUCCUUGACAAUCCAGUCGUUAUUCCUGACUAACUGGAGGACACUGUUGUCAGCAGCUGCCUAUGGUCUGCACAUGUGCUGCAGUCUACCUUGGGAAACCAUGUUCCUACUGAUGGGAGUGGGGUUACACACAGUCAGCCUGGGCUCCAGCAGUCUGGUGGAGGAGGAACAUCAGACUUGGUACUUCCUCCAAACCACUCUCUUCCUCCUCCUGAUGUGCAGCACUCUCCAGGCUCUACCCUCUACUACUCGUUUAAGACAUUCCCUAGAACAGGACACAGAUGUUGAUAAAGAAAGUGAUAUUUAUAAGCAGAGGAUAUCGCUAUUGGAGGGAGAACAGAAAUAUGACCAUAGAAAAGAGAAGACUGAUAAGGAAUCGAGUCAGGCUGAAGAAAAGGUACAAUCCGAAUGUGGGUUGUCAACCAGGGAGGACUGUGUGCUAGACCAGGGGUUUGUGAGGAAGAUGGUUGCAGUUCUGGCCUUGUUGGUAACCAGUCGAUUGUUACGGUCCUGGAACCAGACUGGCAUUGUGUCAGCAGACCGACCCGACAUCGGAGACUGGUUUGUUAGACCUGAGAACAAGAUGUAUCUAUCCUUGUUGGUGGCUGCAUCGUUCUUCACCACCUUCUUACUACGAUGGAGGAGUUGCAGUUUUUCCAGUUCCUUUCUCCUAGGAGUGGGACUGAUUGGUGUCUACCAUUACAGAGGCAAAACUGGAGUCCUGGCUGCACCUUGGGUACUGCAUACAGACAAGGGUAUAUUGGAAGCACGCCUGGUGUACCUUGUUAUUAUCAUUCAGCUGUGUUGGACCUGUGUUGAGCUGUUCAAAACUUGGUGUCAGCAUCUGCAAACUGUAAAGGAUGACGAGAACUUAGCAGGCAACAGACUUAGAGACCAUGUACCAAAAAACAACCUACCAACAACUCAAAGUUUCUACAAAGAAAAAGAAAAUUUGAAAGACGCCAGGAAGAUAUUUGUGGAUGGUCUCUUAACAACCUUCGUUUUGUCAGAAGCCUUGUUGUUGAGACCACACAAUGCUACUGUGUUAGCAGUGACUGUCUUCCAGCAGUACGUGCUACAUGAACUGGUUUUACCAUGGACAACCCUGUACCACAGCGUUCCUUUACUGGCACUUGUACAUGUAUGGAUGGGACAGGCUGCUUUCUACUUCCAGGGGAACUCCAACAGCAUUGCCACCAUUGACAUCUCUGCUGGGUACGUCGGUAUGGAGGAUUAUGUGCAGGAGAUAGCAGGAACGUUAACGUGCCUUUCUACAUAUGCAGGGCCGCUUCUCUGGUUCACCAGUCUUCUGGUGCUUAUUACAAAGAAAUAUCCAAGGCCAUACCCAGCCAUGCUACAAGCCUGCUUCGCCAUCAUCAUCACAAGAACAUUACCAGUCACAGGAUACACAGUAAUCACAACCCUGCAGCGAUACCACCUCUUUGUGUGGAGUGUCUUCUCCCCCAAACUGUUGUAUGAAGGGAUGUUGACAGCUGUGACAGCAUCAGUGGUGGUCUUGAUGUUAUGCCUCGGGGUACCCCUUCACAUGAUUGGGGCAACUCUUGACCUGACUCAUGCAAGAAGAUGAGAUGAGGACGAUUGAGGCAAGAUACAUAAUAUACACAAAUGUUCGAGUUCACUCAAUACAGUAUAGUUUCCCCUUGAUAAGACAUGCUUUAGAUGGCGCCUUUCUUUAUAGCAUUUAGUAUUUGGCAAGUGCACUACCAUACAACCUACAGUAACUAAACAAUCAGACAGACAAAGACAACGAUGCAGGUACAAAUGUUUUUUAAUAACCUUGAGCACUACUACAAACAUGUUUGUUUGCUUGUUUAUUUCGAUCCCCAUGUAACUAGCAACGGCCUUAGAUUUUAAAUCUUGGAUUAGUCUGAGAAUUAAUUAAAGUUGCAAGGCCUGCGCAGGACACUGGUAAUCAUUUCGAAUGUGUGGUCAAAUGGCCUUCAGAAUGUCAUUGAACAGUUUGUCCCUGAUGCCUCUAUGGGAUCAUAUAAAGCAAAAAGUUGCCUCCUUAGUAGAUCCUGACUGUUAGUACAAGAACUUCUAACAUGCUGCGACUGACUGCAACAAAGGUAAAGUUAUGAGCAACCAUUCCUUAGAAAAGGUGUCAAAGUGAUAGAACCAGAGUCAAGUAGAAUGAUAAGUGGCAAAUCUGUUUAAUCUUAUGGGCAGAACAUGGUAUUAGGAAUUGUGUUAAGAAAACACGUAGUCACAUUGCUGCUCCUGGAAGCUGGCUUUGCCUGUGGCGCUUUAGACGGGCCAUCUUCUAAUCAAUGUAGCAUAGCUCCUUGGUUAUCAUGUUUGCCUUUCACAAAAGAUACGGGAAGAUUAAAGAAGUUAAACUCAGGGAGAUGUGUGAUGUGCAGGGACUUGAAUGGCAGUGUUGCCA